AUGAAGGGUGCUAUCUUGGCCACCGCGGCCGCCCUCGCGGGCACUGCCCUCGCUGAUGUCGCCCACAUGCGCCGCCACGGCCACGACUCUUUCCACCAGCGUCGUGCUCUCGAGGCUUCCAGCUCUGCUGCUGCUGCUGAUGCCACCUGCGGCUGCUCCACCGAGGUCGUUACCUUCUACGGCUCUCCUACCUUGGUGCCUGUCUCCUCUACCGCUCCUCCCGCCCCGUCUCCCACCGAGACUAGCAGCGAGACUCCCACCCCCAGCAGCACUCUCACCUCGACUGCUGUGACCACCCUCCACUCCACCAGCUACAGCACCGUGACUGUCCACGUCACUCCUUCUGCUCCCGCUCCCGUGGAGUCCUCCGCUACUCCUGAGGUCUCGAGCUCCAGCUCCGUCGAGGUUUCGACCCCCGAGACCACCUCGACUCCCGCUCCCGUGGCUCCCACCACUACCUCGACUCCCGUGGCCGUUGCUCCUACGACCACCCCUGAGCCUGAGCUCCCCACCAACCCGGUGACCAGCUUCUCCUCGACCGGUGUCUACACCAUUCCCGCUACCACUCUGACUGUCACCGACACCACCACUGUCUGCAAUGCCAACAGCGCUGAGCUGCCCAGCGGUUCCCACACCAUCGGUGGUGUCACCACCGUCGUCGAGACCGCCACCACUGUCACUUGCCCGUACGCCACCGUCAAGCCCACCGGUUCCACCGUGACCAGCGUUAUCGAGACCACCACCUACGUUUGCCCCUCCGCCGGUACCUACACCAUUGCCCCCAUCACCACCUACGUGCCCUCCAGCACCGUUGUGGUCUACCCCACCCCGGCUACCUUCACCCCCGGCACCUACACUCGCCCUGAGCACACCGUGACCGCUACCCGUACCGACAUCACCUACAUCUGCCCCACCAGCAGCUCUAACCUGCCCACUUCCACCCCUCCUGCUACCAGCUCCACCGUCCCUGCCACCACUGCCGUCCCUGCCACCUCCGCCGCCCCCAGCAGCUCUAGCUCUAGCUCUGCUCCCGCCCCCAGCUCCACCGGUGAGGUUGGCGGAACUCGCAUGGGUAUGACCUACUCUCCCUACACCAACGGUGGUGACUGCCAGUCCAAGGACGAGAUCGCCAAGCACGUCGCGGAGAUCAAGCAGAAGGGCUUCACUCACGUCCGUGUCUACUCCACUGACUGCAACGGUCUCGAGUACAUUGGUGAGGCUGCCAAGCAGAACGGUCUUAAGAUGAUCAUCGGUGUCUUCAUCUCCAGCACCGGUGUCUCGGGCGCCCAGGACCAGGUUACUUCCAUCGCCAAGUGGGCUCAGUGGGACCUUGUCUCUCUCGUCGUUGUCGGUAACGAGGCCAUCCAGAGCGGUUACGCCGAUGCCUCCAGCUUGGCUGGUCUCAUCUCCUCCGCCAAGUCCACCUUCAAGUCGUCUGGCUACACCGGUGAGGUUACCACCACUGAGCCCAUCAACGUCUGGGAGCAGUACAGCAGCACUCUCUGCAAUGCUGUCGACAUCGUCGGUGCCAACCUCCACCCCUUCUUCAACGCCGACACCACCGCCGACCAGGCCGGUACUUUCGUCAAGUCCCAGUUCGAGCUCCUGAAGAAGACCUGCCCCGGCAAGGACAUCCUCAACUUGGAGACCGGCUGGCCCAGCGAGGGUAGCGCCAACGGCAAGGCCGUUCCCGGUAAGGAGCAGCAGGCCGCCGCCAUCAAGUCUCUCGCCCAGGAGGUCGGUGACAAGUCCGUCUUCUUCUCCUACGCCAACGACCUGUGGAAGGACGCCGGUGAGUUCGAUGUCGAGCGCUACUGGGGCUGCAUCGAAUCCUUCGUUUAA
This is a messenger RNA of Aspergillus wentii DTO 134E9, 1842 nucleotides long. RefSeq names its product putative cell wall glucanase (Scw11) (gene btgE). The transcript is spliced from 2 exons. The coding region runs from base 1 to 1842 and encodes 613 amino acids. The record is from RefSeq and is a predicted model, not a curated record. Gene Ontology annotation, molecular function: 1,3-beta-glucanosyltransferase activity; glucan endo-1,3-beta-D-glucosidase activity. NCBI's taxonomy places the organism in Eukaryota, Fungi, Ascomycota, Eurotiomycetes, Eurotiales, Aspergillaceae. Gene Ontology annotation, cellular component: extracellular region; cell surface; fungal-type cell wall. Gene Ontology annotation, biological process: cell wall organization.